GAAAAAGUGGGCAUCUUGACGAUACUGGUACGGUAGGCAAUGUCCUCUACCGAGCCAUCCACAUCAUCAAGCCGAGGAGACGACACAGGCAGUGGCACUGAGCUCGAAGGAAUGACUACCUUUGUAGCAGCUGAUCUAGAGGAGCGCAUUCGUGAAAGUUGUCGAGUGUCAGGGAGUAGGCCACGAGACUCACCCGAUGAUAUAACUCCUUUAGUACCAGAUCCUAGGAUUCUUGAUGACCUGGAAGUCUAUGCUAAAGAUGUAGCAGCGAAUCUAGAUACAGUUUUACGAGAUCUGAGAGGGUCUCUCCAUGGUAUGGGUGAUGUUACUCUGGAGUCAAUUCAGUGCUAUAAUACAGCCAUAGCAAAUGCUUGUGAUGUUGCAGAUGUUAAUAUAAAAUCAACUUAUUCCAUGCUCGCUAAAGCAGAAGAAGUGAAUCAUGCGAUGCAAAAACUGUCAACUUUAGCCAAACAAAUCAAAGAAACGAGGCGGCUUGUGGAGAUGUUCGAAACUUUGCUUCCGAUUCCUCGCAAGUGAAUUGUACUGUUCUCAUGGAAUGUAA
Molecule: messenger RNA, 562 nt
Organism: Cylicocyclus nassatus
Lineage: Eukaryota; Metazoa; Nematoda; Chromadorea; Rhabditida; Strongylidae
Source: the annotation of a GenBank genome assembly